AGUAAGCUGUACCACAGCCAUGGAGAACGUUACAAUAUUCGACUCACCUGGAAAGGGGAGGGGUCUGAAGGCCAGUAAGGAAUUUUGGGCUGGUGAUGUCAUCUUUUCAGAGUCCAGCUUCGCAGCUGUUGUAUUUGACAGUCUUGCAGAGCGCAUCUGCCACAGCUGUUUCCGCAGACAAGACAAGCUGCAGCGAUGUGGCCAGUGCAAAUUUUCUCACUACUGUGACCGCACUUGCCAACGGGCCGGCUGGGCUGAACACAAGCAAGAAUGUGCUGCCAUCAAAAACUAUGGCAAAGUACCCAAUGAGAGCAUUCGCUUGGUGGCUCGCAUUAUGUGGCGUCUGGACAAGGAGGGUGGCGUAGUGUCUGACACGCAGCUGACAACGCUGGACCAGCUAGAGGACCACAUUGAAGACAUGCAAGAGGAAGAGUUGAAGGAGUUCAAAGUGGACAUCCACAACUUCUUGGACUACUGGCCUCGCAACAGCAAACAGCAUACCAGCGAGGUCAUCUCGCACAUAUUUGGACUGAUUAACUGUAAUGGCUUCACUGUGAGCGACCAGCGGGGUCUGCAGGCAGUUGGGGUGGGUCUGUUCCCUAAUCUGUGUCUGGUCAAUCACGAUUGCUGGCCCAACUGCACUGUCAUCCUCAACCAUGGAAAUCAGUCAGCUGUGAAUACUUUGUAUCAUUCUCAACGGAGGAUCGAGCUGCGUUCUUUGGGUAAGAUCACAGAGGGCGAGGAGCUGACUGUCUCCUACGUGGACUUCCUCAAUGUGUCAGAGGAGAGACGGAGGUUGCUGAAAACCCAGUACUUUUUUGAUUGUACAUGCCAACACUGCAAGGAGCACAUCAAGGAUGACCUGAAGAUGGGAGGCAGGGAACAGGAUGGCGUCAAGCCGACAAAGGAGCAAGUGAAAGAAUCAACAGAUUACUGUUUUCAGGAGCUGGACAAAAUGGAACAGGCCAGAUUAAAGGGCGACUACCAUGAGGUGGUGAAGAUUUGCAGGGAAUGCAUAGAGAAAACAGAGCCCGUGUUGGCUGACACUCACAUUUACCUCCUGAGGAUGUGGAGCACUAUGAGCGAGGUUCAGGCUUACCUGCAGUACUUUGAAGAUGCUGCCGAAUAUGCCCGCAAAAUGGUGGAGGGCUACAUGAAGCUGUACAACCCCAACAACCCCACUUUGGGGAUGGCGGCCAUGCGAGCCGGAGUCACGCACUGGCAAGCCGGCCUGAUCGAGGUCGGCCAUGGGAUGAUCUGCAAGGCCUAUGCCAUUCUCAUGAUCACGCACGGCCCCACCCAUCCCAUAACCAAGGACUUGGAGUCAAUGCGCGUGCAGACAGAGAUGGAGUUGAGGAUGUUCAAGCAGAAUGAGUACGUCUACCACAGUAUGAGAGAGGCAGCCCUCAAGAACAGACCCAUGACCAUGAUGCAUGAACCCAAGUCCGUAGAGGAAGGAAUCAAAAAUCUCUUCCACAAAAGGAAAUAAAAGGGAAAAAAAAAAAAUCAAAAUGUCAUUUUUAUUACCACAUGCUCACCUCGUUUCACAUUAAAAAUGCCUUGACAAGCACAUUCCCCAAAUGAAGCGCGUCAUUUCCAGAUUUCACUCUUCAAUUGUAUGACAGCAAGUGAUUGAUUUCAUGCAAUCAACAUUUUAACCCGAGAGAAAAUUGGCCUGAACUACUCAUUCAUAGUGUUAAAAGGAGGUUGGGGAUGAUCAGAGCCGUUUUCGUGCUCUACCCUGGAUUGGCUUUUGUCGCCCCUUGGCGGCCAAACGCUACCACGCCUGAAGGAUAUUGAAUUUGCAUAUCUUAAUGUGCGACAAAAACCGCUUCAUUCUAUUUAAUUCCGGCUAAUUAUGUUGUUGCCUUAUCCGUAUGUUUAUUAUUAUUAUUUUUUUUUAAUUAAACAAA
Molecule: messenger RNA, 1913 nt
Organism: Corythoichthys intestinalis (scribbled pipefish)
Lineage: Eukaryota; Metazoa; Chordata; Actinopteri; Syngnathiformes; Syngnathidae
Gene: smyd1b
Product: SET and MYND domain containing 1b
Exons: 10
Coding region: 20-1489 (489 amino acids)
Cellular component (GO): nucleus
Molecular function (GO): protein binding; histone H3K4 methyltransferase activity
Source: RefSeq, a predicted model, not a curated record